AUGGCUUCCUUGCUUCGACGGCCAGGCAACCUCGCCCGGUACUCGAGGAGAGUAGCCGACAGCGUCUUCCGCGCCGGACCGCUCACCGUGCAUGCCCCCCAAUCCCGCGUCUCGGCCCUGAUCCUCGCGCAACGAGCGCGCACAUACGCCACGCAGCAGCCCGGCGACAACGGCUCGAAGCCGCCAGCGAACGGGAAUGGCCAGAACAAGAAGACGGAGGGCACAAAUGGUCAAUCUGGCAAUGCCAAGGCGAAGAACACCCCCCAGUAUGCCAUCACACCCGAAGACGAGCAGCUGCUCAAUCGGUUCGUCGAGGAGAUGAAGACACGGAUGGAUUUCGAGCCGGCUAAAUCGAUGGUGGAGGAGAUGCGACAAAAGUGCAUGGUCUGCGGCUUGAAUCCAGACAUGAGGUCUUACAUGGAACAAGUUGUCCAAGGGAAGACUCCGUCCGUGAUGAAAUUCAUUAAAUUCGCCAGGGACGUGAGCAAUAUAUAUGACAUGAAUGAGGUGUAUAAGCAAGAACAAUCUUUAGACGCCAACAAGGGAUCUUCACAGAAAGCUACCAAUGGCAAAGAAGAUCCUGAGUCUCCUAAAAUGAAGAAACAUCUGGAUGAUCUCAGGAAAAGACGAGCAGAAGCCCGGGCGGCAUCUGGGAAAGGACAACAGCAGAAAGACGGGAAAGGACAGCCCAAUGGCGAGCCACCCAAGUUCAGCGAGAUCAAGCUUGAUGUCCCGUCAAUCUUGAUCGGUUCCCUCGUCUUCUUCUGGUUUUAUACCAGCCUGUUCCCUUCGGAGAACAAACAGGAUAUCACUUGGCAGGAGUUUAGAGCGGAUUUCCUCGAGAAGGGCUUGGUGGAGAAGCUAGUUGUGAUCAACAACAACCGAGUGCGAGUUUAUCUGGAUCGUGAUGCGGUUGCCAGCGUAUAUCCCGGCUCGCCUGCUCAGAAUGGCAGCUUCUACUAUUUCUUCAGCAUCGGUUCUGUCGACAGCUUUGAACGGAAACUUGAUGCAGCGCAGGAGGAACUCGGUAUUCCAAGCGCGGAGCGAAUUCCCGUUCAAUAUUCUGAGGAGGUUCCAUUGGCAGCUACACUUCUGUCUUUUGCUCCUACGGUCCUUCUUCUCGGCGGUCUCUUUUUCCUGUCGAGACGUGCAGGCGGCGGAGGUGGCCAGAGCGGUAUUUUCGGCAUUGGCAAAAGUCGGGCUAAACGGUUCAACCACGAGUCGGACAUCAAAAUCAAGUUCUCCGAUGUGGCUGGCAUGGACGAAGCGAAAGUGGAGAUCAUGGAGUUCGUUAGCUUUUUGAAGAACCCUAAGAAGUUUCAAAAACUGGGAGCCAAGAUUCCUCGCGGUGCUAUUCUAUCGGGCCCUCCUGGUACAGGUAAGACCUUGCUUGCCAAGGCUACUGCUGGUGAGUCUGGUGUUCCCUUCUUCAGCGUCAGCGGCUCUGAAUUCGUCGAAAUGUUUGUUGGUGUCGGUCCUUCGCGUGUGCGUGACCUCUUUGCCAAUGCCCGUAAAAACACUCCCUGCAUCAUCUUUAUCGAUGAGAUCGACGCGAUCGGCAAGUCGCGUUCAAAGAAUCACAUGGGUGGUGGAAAUGAUGAGCGCGAGAGUACUCUGAACCAAAUUCUCACCGAAAUGGAUGGUUUCAACACUUCCGAUCAAGUGGUCGUGUUGGCUGGUACGAACCGACCCGACAUUUUGGACAAGGCUUUGAUGCGUCCCGGUCGAUUCGACCGACAUAUUUCCAUCGACCGACCUACCAUGGAUGGUCGCAAGCAGAUCUUUGCUGUCUACCUGAAAAAAAUCGUGACCAAUGAGGACAUCGAGUACUUGAAAGGACGACUUGCGGCCUUGACCCCUGGAUUUGCAGGUGCUGACAUCGCGAACUGUGUGAACGAAGCGGCACUCGUUGCGGCCCGUGAAAAUGCGGAGAGCAUUACCAUGAAGCACUUCGAGCAGGCGAUCGAGCGUGUGAUCGGUGGCCUGGAAAAGAAAUCACUCGUACUCUCUCCCGAGGAAAAGCGUACAGUUGCAUACCAUGAGGCUGGACAUGCUAUCUGUGGCUGGUACUUCCGUUGGGCCGAUCCUCUUCUCAAGGUUUCUAUCAUCCCCCGUGGUCAGGGAGCCUUGGGCUACGCUCAGUACUUACCUUCCAACGGUGAUACCUACUUGAUGAACGAGAAGCAGAUGCUGGACCGUAUGGCCAUGACGCUUGGUGGCCGUGUCAGCGAAGAAUUGCACUUCGAUACCAUCACCACUGGCGCCAGUGACGAUUUCAACAAAGUAACCAGGAUGGCCACCGCCAUGGUGACCAAGUAUGGCAUGUCUCCCAGUCUUCGUUAUAUCUUCUACGAGGAGGACCCUCAAUCGCAGAUGCACAAGCCUUUCUCGGAAGAAACGGCGCGCAAUAUUGACAUGGAAGUCCGUUCAAUCAUUGCCAAGGCACACAAGCAAUGCCGCGACCUCCUUGAGGCGAAGAAGAAGGAAAUCGGCAUCGUGGCCGAAGAACUUCUGGCCAAAGAAGUUCUCAGCCGAGACGAUAUGAUUCGUCUUUUGGGGCCGCGGGAAUGGCCCGACUCUGGCGAGUUUGCCAAGUACUUCGAUGGUCGCUCUGGCGCCACGAUUGCUCCCCCCGAACCGACCCAGACGGACGACAGCGCCAAAGGAAAGGAUGGACGUGACUCAACGCCACUCCCACCAUAA
Aspergillus brunneoviolaceus CBS 621.78 is the source of this 2703-nucleotide messenger RNA. Its product is annotated as ATP-dependent metallopeptidase FtsH/Yme1/Tma family protein. Gene Ontology annotation, biological process: protein-containing complex assembly; mitochondrial protein processing. Gene Ontology annotation, cellular component: membrane; m-AAA complex. Gene Ontology annotation, molecular function: ATP binding; ATP hydrolysis activity; zinc ion binding. NCBI's taxonomy places the organism in Eukaryota, Fungi, Ascomycota, Eurotiomycetes, Eurotiales, Aspergillaceae. The transcript is spliced from 3 exons. The record is from RefSeq and is a predicted model, not a curated record. Bases 1 to 2703 code for a protein of 900 amino acids.